AUGCCGGCUUCCUGCCAUAUUGCAGUUUUUAUAUUCCCUUUCGGCUCACAUGCUCCUCCAGUGCUCAAUCUCGUGAAGAAAAUCGCAGCCUCAGAGCCUGAGAAUGUCAAAUGUUCCAUCUUCAGCACCGCAGAAUCAAACAAAUUGCACUUUUUUCCAGAUGCCAAAGGCGAUGAAGAAUUCGGCAACAUCAAGGCUUAUAGCGUGUGGGAUGGCGUCCCUAAAGAUCAUGUCUUUUCAGGGAAUCCACAAUUGGAACGAAUUGGGUUGUUCAUAAAAGCAACUCCUGACAAUUUUGAGAAGGCUCUCAAAGAGGCAGAGGAGGAUACAGGGGUCAAGAUCAGCUGCUUAUUGGCUGAUGCUUUUCUUUGGUUUGCCUCUGAUUUAGCAGAGAAAAUUGGAGUUCCAUGGAUACCCUUUUGGAUUUCUGGAUCUUGCUCUUUAUCAGCCCAUCUUUACACCGGCGAAAUCCGAAAAUUGGCCACAACAACUGAUAAAACAAUCAGAACGAUUCCGGGCUUUGAAGGAUUAAGCAUCAAUGACAUGCCCAGAGAAAUUCAAUUGAAAAAUGAACAGUCACCAUUGGCUCUUCUACUUGACAACGCGGCUCUGAAUCUGCCCAGAGCAACUGCUGUUGUGGUCAAUUCAUUUGAAGAGCUGGAUCCAGACAUCACAUUAGACCUCAAAUCCAAGUUUCAGAAUCUCUUCAAUCUCAGCCCUAUUCCUUCAAUUCCAACACCCUCAAAGAAAACUUCAAAUCUUUCUCGAGUUCAUGAUACCGAAGGAUGCCUUGAGUGGUUGAGAAAGCAAAGUGAUGCAUCAGUUGUGUAUCUUGGCUUUGGCAGUGUUUGCACUCCACCUCCUGAUGAAAUGGUAGCAUUAUCUGAGGCAUUGGAAACUUGCAAAUUUCCAUUUCUAUGGUCAUUGAGGGAUCAUGCUAGGAACACUCUGCCUGAUGGAUUUAUCGAUCGGGCUAGCAGAUACGGGAAAUUCGUUUCAUGGGCACCACAAUUGGAAGUUCUUGAAAGUGGGAAAGUUGGAGUAUUUGUAUCACAUGCUGGAUGGGGUUCUGUUCUAGAGAGCCUCUCAAAUGGUGUCCCAAUGAUUUGCAGGCCAUUUUUCGGGGAUCACGGAUUGGAUAGUGCAAUGGUGGAGGUGAAAUGGAGGGCUGGAUUGAGGGUGAAAGAUGGGGUUUUUACUAAGAAUGAAACGGUCAAUGCUAUAAACCUCAUAUUGUCUGGUGAAAAGGGAAAGGAAAUCAGAGAGAAUGCUCAAUUGCUCAAGGGACUGGCCACUGAUGCUGUUAAACCCAAUGGAAGUUCGACCCGAAAUUUUCAGCACUUGUUGAAGAUGGUAACAAAGUCUUAA
Oldenlandia corymbosa var. corymbosa is the source of this 1368-nucleotide messenger RNA. The record is from the annotation of a GenBank genome assembly. Lineage: Eukaryota; Viridiplantae; Streptophyta; Magnoliopsida; Gentianales; Rubiaceae.